Xyrauchen texanus (razorback sucker) is the source of this 1536-nucleotide messenger RNA. Its product is annotated as visinin-like. Bases 289 to 867 code for a protein of 192 amino acids. The record is from RefSeq and is a predicted model, not a curated record. Gene Ontology annotation, molecular function: calcium ion binding. Lineage: Eukaryota; Metazoa; Chordata; Actinopteri; Cypriniformes; Catostomidae. The transcript is spliced from 3 exons.
UGUAUAUUUGAGAGCUUUAUUUUCAGGCCGCUUUACAACAGAUGCAGUUCUUCCUCUUUUAAGACAAUCACACUUUACUCCUACUCUUACUCCAUCCAUCUGUCAUCUCUCAAGACAGAUCGAAGCACCAAGCUUUUUAUGGGACAAUAAUUUACAAGCAAACCAAAAGAGAGAUACUAAGGGACGAUCCAGAUAACAUCAAAUACACAAAUUUGCUGUGUUUCUGGUCGGGAGAGGAAGACUUUGAUUGUUUGAGCUCCUGACUGUGCUCUCAACCAGCAGUCAACAAUGGGGAAUGCCAAAAGCAGUGCUAUGUCUAAAGAGAUCCUGGAGGAUCUGAAACUUAAUACAAAAUUCUCAGAGAAUGAGCUGUCACAGUGGUAUGAUAAUUUUCAGAAGCAGUGUCCAUCAGGCCGUAUCACACCAGAAGAGUUUAAAAAGAUCUACGAACGCUUCUUCCCAGAAAGUGACACGACAUCAUAUGCCCAGCAUGUCUUCCGCUCCUUUGAUACGAAUGAUGAUGGAACACUGGAUUUCAAGGAAUACAUUAUUGCGCUGCAUAUGACAUCAACUGGAAAGACAGAGCGUAAGCUGGAGUGGGCCUUCUCACUCUUUGAUGUUGACAAGAAUGGCUACAUCACCAAAUCAGAAGUGGGAGACAUCUGCCAGGCUAUCUUUAAGCUGAUUCCUAAAGAGGAACAAGACAAGCUUCCAGCAGACGAGAGCACUCCAGAGAAGAGAGCAGACAAGCUGUGGUCUUUCUUUAAUAAGCAAGACAAUGACCGAUUGGCUGAGGGGGAGUUUAUUCAGGGCAUUCUUGACAAUGAAGAUGCUCUCCACCUCAUUCAAUAUGAGCCCCAUAAGUAGAAAGUGAAAACAAUGAAAUUAUAUAUUUUUCCUCUGGCCCUUUACUUUUUGCAUUUUGUUUGUUUUUAACCUUCACCUGUUAAAUCAGAAUACAUCUGACUGUCUUCUUGUAUUAGGGCUAUAUGUUCGAACCAUUUUGUAAACAUUAUCUGACAGCUCAUUAAUCUCAAUAUGUUUUUGAGUGAGACCUCACAAUAAGACAUGAUAGCAGUAGGAGGAUAGGUUCUAGUGAUUCUCAUUAGUGUCGACAAACAAGUUUAAUUGUAGAGUGUUUCUUAUGGGAACAUGCCAUUAUGAUGAAAUACUUUAAAACAUGUAAACAAAAAUGUAUCACAAUCACAAAAGCCAAUAAUUUUUUGUUUUUACAAUGUUGUGUAAUUGUUUAGGUAGGGUAACAGUUCAAUGCAUCCACUGGAAAGGCCAGCAUGUUUAUCUCUGUCUGCUAGAGGGGCAGAGGGGUUUAACAUUCUUGUGGCAAAAUUACCCGUAAUCCUGGAUUAUCUUUGUGUGUGUGUCAACUGCAAAGUUUGGCCAGACGGUGAUAAAAACCAAAUAAUGCUUUGUGAACACAGGUACAUUGAAUUUUAGCCAGUAUACAAGUAAGUUUGCAAUAUUUGUUUGAGUGUGUCUGUUAAAGAUAUAUAAAAGAGCACUGUUUACUAACAGUUU